GGCAUUGCAGGCGACGGAACGAAAAUUGGUCGCGUUGACAGGUGAAAAGGCCAAAUAAAAUAAACAAUCGCUGCAGCACAACAUAAUUUCGUCGGAUUAAAUAGUGCCACAUUCGAGUAUUACGCAUACGCCGGGUGUUACGGAAUUCGGGUUUGCUGAGUAACUCGGGCGAAUCGCUGCAAAAUGGCUGCGAUGCAGUCUGGCGGAAGACCCCGUGAACGGCUGCUUUACGCUUUCCGUGGAUGGAUAGCAUUCGUGGCCUUCAUGGACUUGGGCACGGCUUUCCGUAGCUACAUAGAGAGAAGGAGCUUCCUGGGGGACCACAGUGAUACCCAGUUUAUAGAGGGUGACUACACCAUUUCGCGCAUUAUCGGAAUGUACUGUCUGCUCAAGGCCAUCGCCCUUGUCCACUGCACCCUCUACAUCCACUACAGGCCGGUCGUGAGCAUGGGCGGCUGCUCCUUAGCUCUUACCAUGGUCUUCUAUGCCACAGAGGCGCUCUAUUUCCGCUCCAGCACCAUUAACUUUUACGUGAUCUUCCCUUGCGUGCUAAAUUCUAUAACUCUCCUGGGCCUUAUAUAUAUUCCCAAGCGACUGCGGCUCUGGGAGCCAAAUAUGGAUCUCGAUGACGAAAACUCGCAGCUCCUGAAGCAGAUGACUGGUUUCAAGAGACGACGUGCGAAAAAACAAUAAUUAAAUAUUUGAGAAAUGUGAAAAGAAAUCUAAGUAGAGGCAGGAAGCUAAAACAGCUUCCGACAGCACAGUAUUGUGGAGGGAUGGCAAAUUUUCCGCUUUGGACUGCAUUGGUGUGAUAGGAAUGGCAUCAAGUUCAUCAUUAUAUACUUAAUAGCAAUACUGAAAACAACGCCAAAUUAGUGAUUUUCUAUGAACUAGGUACGAAAAGGACGCGAUAGUCCCGGAAUAAGUCAAUUUCUGGCAUAAUCACUUCAAGACAUAUGUUGAACUUCCUUUUUAUAAAUCAUAUUUAUAUACAUUUAAAAAUGUAUAGCACGAUAGAGUUUUUGCACUUUUAAGAGUUGAGAAUCGAUAUUAGGAAUUAUUCAAAAUUAUCAGAGUUAGCACCCGGGUUAAACAAUUCAAAUCGAAAGGCUUUAAAUUUACAAAUAAGUUUAUAAUCCUCUAAUUUAGUGGUUACGUUGGAUUUUUCCAUUACAUAUGUAUACGAUUAUCAAUUUAUGGAACAUGCUUCCGGCUCCCUAAGAUUAAGCAAACGCAUAGUUGAACAUUUUAUACUCAUCACAUAUGAUUAAAAGUUAUAUAUAUACAUAGAAUCAAUAAUAGUUUUGUACGCAUUAUGUAGAGUAUGUUUGAAUAAAAAUUUGAAUUUCAAAAAAAA
Messenger RNA from Drosophila ficusphila, 1357 nucleotides. RefSeq lists its product as uncharacterized. Bases 184 to 693 code for a protein of 169 amino acids. Gene Ontology annotation, molecular function: protein-macromolecule adaptor activity. The record is from RefSeq and is a predicted model, not a curated record. The transcript is spliced from 5 exons. Gene Ontology annotation, cellular component: endoplasmic reticulum; membrane. NCBI's taxonomy places the organism in Eukaryota, Metazoa, Arthropoda, Insecta, Diptera, Drosophilidae.